Messenger RNA from Spirometra erinaceieuropaei, 666 nucleotides. Lineage: Eukaryota; Metazoa; Platyhelminthes; Cestoda; Diphyllobothriidea; Diphyllobothriidae. The record is from the annotation of a GenBank genome assembly.
AUGGAAACAAGACGAGAGGCUGCAUCCCACCCAUCCCAAAUUUUGGAGAUCACUUCCAUACGUCAAGAACGUCUCGCACCAGUUACACACAGACCGGGUGUAACCAUCAGUCACGAGGAGGCGAAACCAAAAGACCCUCUGCCACGGCAAGAAACAUCUGGAGUCACUCACUGGAUCUGGUACAAUUGCAAACAGAGCAACUACCUCGGAGAAACCGAAAAAAUGCUGCGGACCCGAACAGCCAAACGCACAGCAGCGGUGCGGACGAAUGACGUCAGCUCUCGAGUCCUGGCUAGUUCGACGGAACCCAGCCACACAUCCGAGUUCGAUAAGGCUGAAAUUGUUGCGAGGGUUGGUAAUUGCGUGAACCUCGAGCUGCUUGAGUCACGACUAAGUAUUCCCCAGUCUAGUAACAGGCGGAGUGAUCUACCCCAUCUAUAUUCAGUGCUGGGACUAGGUCUGAGCGGAAUAAUUAACCAGGCGGGGAUCGUGCAGGCGCGGUCUGUUUCGAGCACCAGUGUCGGUGAGCUGAAUGACGGAGUAAUUAUCAUGCCAAAAUCCGAUCGUAGGGAUGAUAAGAUGGUGGCGAUCAACGACUUGGAUGUUGGCCAUCAGGCAGUGGUGGUACCAAGGACAGCAAUCUGUGAUGAAGGGGUGAGCGAUUAA